AUGGCUCUUCAAAAGAAUAUUUUUUCCUUUAUUAUUUCUAUUAUUUCUAUAAUUUCGUGUUGUAAUAGUCUUCGUGAUGAUUUACUUGAUAAUUAUCUCCAAGAAGAAUCCGGUUAUGAUUUUCAAGCUUUCCCUUCGUAUUUUAGCCCCAUUGGAGGUGUCAAGCUACAUAAUUCAGCCAAAAUAGAGACUGGAUAUUCUGAUUUCAAGAAGUCUCGAAUACUUGCAGCUUCAGUUAAGACGAUUAAUGUACAGAUCUUUGGAGCUAAAGGUGAUGGAAGAACUGAUGAUAGCAAGGCUUUUCAGAAAGCAUGGGAGGAAGCUUGUUCGUCCUACUCAGCUGUUAACUUUUUGGUACCUCAGGGAAAAAAUUAUCUUCUCAAACCAAUUAAAUUCUCAGGUCCUUGUAAAUCUCAAAUAACAAUUCAGAUUGCUGGAACAUUGGUAGCUUCUGAUGAUCGCUCUGACUACAGUAAAGAUGGGACGCACUGGCUUCUUUUUGACAGUGUCCAAAAUUUAAUUGUUGAAGGUGGUGGUACCAUCAAUGGCAAUGGAAAUGUGUGGUGGAAAAAUUCCUGCAAAAUAAAUAAAGCUACGCCAUGCAAGGAUGCUCCAACGGUCUUAACCUUCUACAAUUGCACGAACCUGGUAGUGAAGAACCUGAAGAUCAAAGAUUCGCCGCAAAUUCAUCUGUCUUUUGAAAAGUGCAUGAAUGUUGAAGCAUCAAAUCUCGAGGUGAAUGCUCCAGAGAGAAGUCCCAAUACUGAUGGAAUCCAUGUUACUGGCACUCAGAACAUUCAAAUUUCCCGGUGUAAUAUAGGAACAGGUGAUGACUGCAUUUCAAUAGUAAGUGGAUCGAAAAAAGUCCUUGCUACAGACAUAAUUUGUGGACCUGGCCAUGGAAUCAGUAUCGGAAGCUUAGGAUCUGGAAAUUCAGAAGAUUAUGUCUCAGAUGUCGUGUUGAAUCGAGCAAAGCUUUCUGGAACGACAAACGGUGUCAGAAUUAAAACCUGGCAGGGUGGAUCUGGAAGUGCAAGUAACAUCAAAUUUCAAAAUGUGGAGAUGCAAAAUGUAAAUAACCCUAUAAUCAUAGACCAAAGCUACUGCGAUCAAUCUAAACCGUGUAAAGAACAGAGUUCAGCUGUGCAAGUAAAAAAUGUUGUGUAUCAAAACAUUAAGGGAACAAGCGCUUCGAAUGUAGCUAUUGAUUUUGACUGCAAAUAUGGGAACUGUUACUCCCCGGUGCUCUUAGACAUAUUGCAUGGAAUUCAAGAAGUUUCUUGCAGUGAUGGCUACUCGAAAAUUUCUAUGAGGUUUUAUGGGUAG
This is a messenger RNA of Fraxinus pennsylvanica, 1326 nucleotides long. Lineage: Eukaryota; Viridiplantae; Streptophyta; Magnoliopsida; Lamiales; Oleaceae. The record is from the annotation of a GenBank genome assembly.